AUGGCGACGCUAUUCGAGCUGUCAGCCGACGACUUAUAUGCCCUCGUCAAGAAAAUCCGACCCGAAGCAUCGGCGGAUAUUGACCCCAAGGAUGCGGCUUCAUUGCAAUCAAAGGUGACCGAAUGGCUGUUGCUAAAUCGCUAUUCAACCCUUCAUAAAUUCGCCAAAACCGAGAACGAUGACUGGGACGUGAAUAAAGAUCUCGAUUGUGAUAGCUGCAAGAAUUUCAAGGAUAAACAUAAAAUUCAACCAAAAGUGGUGGUCUCCCAGCCAACAGCUCAGGGCGAAUUUUUGACCUUUGAUGUAAAGGGCGGCGAGCCGUUACCAACUUCUCCAAAGCCACCGGAGUCACUUGCCAGCGAGAGAAGCUGCACGACGAAAGCUCGUGAAUGCGCCGCUGUUUGCUGCCGCCCUACCAAUAAGGCUUUUACCCUGCUGACAGCUUGUCUUCGGCGAAAGGCC
Messenger RNA from Mesorhabditis spiculigera, 462 nucleotides. The record is from the annotation of a GenBank genome assembly. NCBI's taxonomy places the organism in Eukaryota, Metazoa, Nematoda, Chromadorea, Rhabditida, Rhabditidae.